GAAGAUUUUCAGCUCUUACUUCCUUCCAACUUCUGUGACCUCACACCAUGUGAUCCAAAGCUUCUUGAAAUGGAGUGGUCUUUACGUUCUGCUCAGGCCAGUGAUGCUCUGGAUGAGUGUCAUUCCCAUAUCUGCAUUCGCCAUCAGGAGUUCCGACACCUUCAUGGCCAAGGUGCCAACACUCGCACACAGAGGACUGUCCAAGCCAUGGAGAAGCGGCUGGUCCUCAGCCAUGAUAAAUAUUCAUGUGCUCGUAGCGCACUGGUCUGCCUUUCAGGACACCUCAAUUGUGUUGGGUGGGAUCACAAGUUGCAGGUACUGAAAAAGUCCGACCUUAGACCAAUUGGUGAC
Messenger RNA from Suillus bovinus, 351 nucleotides. RefSeq lists its product as uncharacterized. The annotation marks the transcript as partial. NCBI's taxonomy places the organism in Eukaryota, Fungi, Basidiomycota, Agaricomycetes, Boletales, Suillaceae. The record is from RefSeq and is a predicted model, not a curated record. The transcript has 2 exons.